Molecule: messenger RNA, 2805 nt
Organism: Pocillopora meandrina
Lineage: Eukaryota; Metazoa; Cnidaria; Anthozoa; Scleractinia; Pocilloporidae
Source: the annotation of a GenBank genome assembly
CUCUCGAACAAUGCAUGCAAUAGCGAAAGAGCUCCCGGUUUCACGGAAUAACAGUAUUGCCUUAGCAAAAUGCAAAAACGUAGAGCAAUGUUUUUUAGAGUGAAUUUUUAUUCAGCCUAUCAGUUUGAGGACGACUGACUGCCGACUGCCGUGGAUUGCCGACUAAUUUAAACUCCAAACUUUAAGACAAACUCUCUUUGAGUACAAGCCAGCUGGACCUGAUACCAGUCUCAUUUCGGUAUGAACAGAGACCUUGAAAAUGGAGGACUUCUUGGUAAUGAAAACAACCCUGAAGUAAGUAAAUUUGAAAAUUGCUAUAAGGGUUUCACAAUCUCUUCUUCCUGAAUCUAGUAGAUGUGGUGUAAACAAAUUCCAGUCGGAAUGAGAAAUCUGUCUGUUUGUGCAGAUUUGCUUCGGUAGGCAAAACAUUGUCUAACUACGUUCGUAUUCCAAAGAAAUUUUCAAAUUCAAUGUUACCGAUAGAGUGCGACCAGAGAGCUUGGAUCGAAAGUUCAUUUUAGCAGUUCUUGAGUUCUCACUUUGCUUCUAACUCUGCCAGCGGCUGACUAAAGAGUCACUCGAUCGGUCUUUUGCAUAUUAUAGCGUGACCUAAACCGAUUUGCAAGCACAUUCCAGUUAACCAUUGACUCGGAAAGUUGAUAUCAUCCGAUUUAAAAUAUUUCUGUCUCCUUCCCUUGAUGGAGAAGUAUAGAAGUAUGGAAUUAUAACGAUGUCGAUAUUUUGGUCGAUUUUUGGGUCAACAGUCGAGCUCUGCCAGCAAGAGCGCUUUAAGAAAUAGAAACCAGAGAAGUCUUGUGCCUAGAGAAAUUUUGGUCACGCAAAGAUGGCUGAUUUAUUGUCUAAAAUUCCACAAUAUUUUUCCAAAGAAAAAGCCGAUAGAUUCUGAAAACCUAUAUACAUGAUGAAUUCAUCACAUUCAAAAUUGACUUGUAUGAAAUGUAGUAAAAGGCAAUGAUCUCUCCCUGAAAGCUCGGUGAGCUGCCUGUGACUGUCUUAUUACACGAAAACACUGCUAUAGGUGUAAGGCUGUAAUAUGGUUUAAUAUGCAUUCGCACGUAUAAUUUUUGACUUCUAAAGCUAAUCAACAUGUAAGCUUUUCUCACAAUAUCACUUGUAAAGGAAGCAACUGUUAUUAAGAAUAAAUACUACCGCAUGGUUUCCAUUGUCUAACGCCCUAUAAAGAAAACAAUGUAAUGCUCCACGUGCGCAAAGACUAUAAGCAGUCGGCUAAUUAUUCGUCAACAAGACGCGGUAGAUUACUGCAAAGCAAAAUCUUCUUUAGCCGCCUCUGGCAUGUUUUACAACCGAAAAGAGCACAGUCGAGGCUUCCCUAUUUGUUAAAUACAGAAAAAAAGAAUGCCUAACAAAGUAAAGUAUGUAAUAGUGUAUUUUGAUCGUCCGGGGGAGUGUAGUCCUGAGAAGGACUGUUGUCGAUAGUGGUGACUGACGUUUCGACAACCUGAACGGAAGUCAUCAUCAGAGUCAAGUGAAAGGUUGUCAGUCGAAUGUUCUAAGUCCGGUUUGUGUACACUGAUUGGUCAGUUUUGCCGUGAUGUUAUUGGCUGUAAGACUCAAGUGGCGUAGGUCAGUCGUGAUUGGUCCGUUUGGAUCCGUUAGUGAAGUUAGGUCGUUCUGUUCGGUUCGUUUGUAAUGUUAAUCACCACUACCGACAACAGUCCUUUUCAGGACUACACUCACCCGGACGAUCAAACUACAUGUUACACCCGGGUUCAAACCAUUUACUGUGUAUGUAAACGAUUGAUGUCUUUUACACUUUUCUGACCAUUCCCUUUCUAGCGUCAAAGCAGAUUCUUCAGACUGGCAUCCGCAUACUUUCCGCAGUUUUGCAUUGUUUUCCAGCUGUUUAGAUUAUUUACACUGGUAAUGUUUUCAAUAUUCGAGGUUGACUGCACGUUGUACCAUGACUCAACGAGUGUGGACUGCGAAGGAUUUACAGUUUACAAUAUACCUCACUGCGACCCGUACUGCUGGAAGACGAUAUGGCUCGUGUGCUCGAUCAUAACAUCCACCGUGUGGUUUUGUUUGCUCAACACAAAUAUGUUACCAAGGUUAAGGCCAGCAAGGAACAAAAAAAUCUUCUGGAGUAUCAUCAAAAAGCCUUACUUCUGGUCUCUCAACACAACUGCAGGUUCCGUUGUCCUUUAUGAUGUAUUAAUCAUGGUCAACAAUAGAAACGCGAAGAUUCACGUCGAAUGUUUAGUGGUGGUUUCCAAACUGUGGACAUUGUAUUUGUUAUUUCAAUUGAAUUUUACAUUUCCGCCUUCAGAGGAUAAAGGCUUUCGAGCUAUUUCCAGAGGUGCCUAUUGUUUAACUCUGUCUGUUUUUGUCUUGGACAAUCUUUGCAAGUUUUUAGUCGUUACAAGUCAGGUCGCCUUCAAGUUUUACACAGUGGAGCAUGGUAUAACAAAGCCAAUGACCAUAGUAGACCUCAUGUUAAUGAUUAUAAAUGCUUCCCUGUAUCUAAGCUUUCUUCAGUUUUUUUGGCAGAAGCUUUUUCGAGGCGAUAAAGACAUACUGACAGUGUUUAAACAAGAGUUUCGGUUAACAGAAAAUAUACGAGUUCCGCGUAGACGAAAAUCCUUCUGACAGAUAAUACCGUGUGGAAAGAAUUAUAUCCUCUACUGUUUAGUAUUACUCUUGACGUAAAACUCAGGGAAUCGAUUUCGAUACAAAUAUCAAAUAUAAAUUGUAGUAAUUGCACCCAAAUAUUUUUUCCCUCUCUUCAGUAAAUUUAUUUAUUUUCUCUUUUAAUAGCAUUUGUGG